This is a messenger RNA of Orbicella faveolata, 2693 nucleotides long. Its product is annotated as sperm-associated microtubule inner protein 4-like. Lineage: Eukaryota; Metazoa; Cnidaria; Anthozoa; Scleractinia; Merulinidae. Gene Ontology annotation, cellular component: centrosome. The record is from RefSeq and is a predicted model, not a curated record.
CGGAAAACAUUUUGAAAACGGAGUUUUUUUGGAAACGAUGACGUGACGAGAAUCAUGUUCAAGUUUUUUCGGCGUUGGAGUGGACAGAAAACAUUUGAUGCGUUUUCAGAGUGAAAUCACCGUUUUCAAAUUUCUCCGGCGAAUUGUGGACGGGGCGUAAAAAAAAAGUCUUCAUGAUCUGCAAGUUCUCGUGAGCGGUCAUGGGCUCAUGUUUGCGUCCAGAAGGAAAGUUUCAGUAUUCAACCAGUCUUUGUCAAAUCUUUGUGCCCAUUUAUACACCUCUAUGGAGAAAGGCACUGUAAUAUGUAAUACUGUGAGACUCGAGUGUCAUUCUCGAGAGCAAAAAAAAGUGUAGCGUAGAGAACCAAACGCGUAGCUGGCGGGCUUUCGCGCGCGAGUGCGCAGCUUGGCUGCUAACAAAUAUAGCUAUAAACAUGAUGAAAGAGGACACUAGCAUGUAUUACAGUUAUAAUCAUUCUCGGCAUUUUAAAUUACUCUCACAUUGUUCUUCUUCAUUGAAAGACCAAGUAAUCUGAUCAAAACAAUAGCCACGCAUCCCAUUGUUUAAUAAACCAAUCAUACAAGCAAGCGUCUCCUUGGCAAAAUUUAUGUUUAUUAUGAAUUGCGCUGUGUAGCUGACUGCCUGACCGGAUGUACGCGAGAGAAGUUGCAAAACUUCAACUCCACUGAAACUAUUCGAGAAAGUUACGAUGUAGUUUGAAACAAAUUCCGUCAAUCGAGCGCGAAGACUUCGGCAGAAGAAUGACCACUGCGCUGCAACAAGGACUGUACAAGGAACAUCAAGGUGUCGACUACUUGUCAAGGAAUUUCGAAUCGCAUUUUCUUCAUACUCCACAGUACCAUGACAGGAUUACUGUAUCUCAGGAUCACUUCGACCGUUAUCUGUCACAGACGAACAGGUCACCGAAGGUGCCAUGGGGCCGCAGUCUAAGCUAUGGUGGCUUCGGUCCCAUUCAGCUACCCAAGGAGUAUCGGCCCAAGCAGGAGCCCCCCACCCGGGUACAGAAGGGACACAGGCACUAUGGAGGGGGUGUGAUGCCAUUUCCACGUGGUAUUCCUAUUGAGCAGUAUUACGACCUUACUUUAUUAAAGAAGAGUAACCUGCGAACAAACGAUGAAUUGGUUCCAAGUCCAGAGAAGUCGGAAAUGGGGAAAAUUCAAAUCCCUUUGGGAUUCCCAUCAGAGCAUCCUUAUACCUCACACAUGCCUAAGUUCCAAGUGUUUCCUUCACUCGAGUCCCCGGAUGACAUCAGGAAAGGAAAACAAGCUGUCAUGCUUCAACCCACCCUACCCCCCACAGCCCCAGCCUCGGCUCCAGAUCCAAGCGUACUUGAGAAAACCAAGGGCCAUUUUGACCGGAGGGAAAUGGUGUCGGUACAGAGAGAGUCAGAAAGGAAGCCUUUGGUUUGGCCGGAACAUAACCUUCUUCAGCUGGUAAAGGGCCCGAACUUACAGAGACAAAACUACUACCCCACUCCUCCCACGUCGGUCGUGCCCAACACCCCUAACAGAGAUUCGUCGCUGGCAGUGACCCCCCGGACGGCCAACGCCUUGUAUAAUGUACAGCGGAGCUACUGGCAGACGCAUUACCAAGAACAGUUCACCGGCAACGGACCGCAAAACAUUCUUAAACUGGACAACUUUGACGAGAUCUGCAGGGGGGAGGACGACACACUGAAAGAACAUUUCAAGAAUGAGUUCGAGUCCCCGCGGCCACUGGAGGGACGGCACACUGAAGUAAGAAAGAAAACAAAAAAAAAGAAAAAGGUGAUUGUGGGACAUGGUACGGAACUGUGGCUGACAGACAGCGAGGACGAAGGAGAAGAAGAUUCCAGGGAAAAGUCUAUCAAGAAAACUCAUGGCAAUUGCUUUGUGAGUGGAGAACUCUUAGAUUUGACCACGGGUCCUAAAUAUAGCAAUGGAUACUUGCAGAACAACUUGAUCCAUCCGAGCGGCGAGUAUUCUGAUGUGCACGCUUUCACCCUCGCUCAUCCACACUUGUACUAUUCAUCCAUCACUAAUCACAUGAAUUCAAAACAUUUCAGUGAGCUAUCCAGACCUGUUACGGCACCUGAGGUUACCAAGCGACCUCCAUCUCCCAUAGUGAAUAACAUGCCAAGCCAAGUUUCCGAUCAGGCGAAGACAGGCUCGACCAAUAGCGACUUGUACCCGAAGUGGUUUCGAUCAGCCAAGCUCGGAGAGACCAGGCCGAGUACAGCGCUUCUCAAUUUGCAGAACAGCUGGAGUAAAACCGAAGCUCGUCGACGAUUUCACGAGCAGUUUCCCGAAGGCGCGCCAGACAUUCGUCGGAAACCAGAUAUACGGAUAACGACCAAUGAGAGGAGACAUGUUAUUCCAGAAACUGGCAUUCACGUUUAUUAUUUUCAUCGAUGAAAAGGAGGCUGAAAUCUUUGAAAAAAUUAAAAUGCUGGCGAUGAACCUUAAAUGAACAAGGAACGUUUUUCUCUGUCAGUACUGCUUCGUUUUUGCCUUAAGUUAUGUGCCAGCACAGUAAGAAGCUUUCAAUCAGUUUUUUUUUUUGUACUUCGUGACAAAGAUAGGUAAAAUUACAAAAGGACGGUACUCGAUUAUUUAUUUGUGGCAUUAUUUAGAUAAUUUGUGUGUAUCGCAAGAAGAAGAUUGAUGAAAUACAGUGUAACAUAUUACAAGCC